This is a messenger RNA of Brassica oleracea var. oleracea, 1845 nucleotides long. Its product is annotated as COP9 signalosome complex subunit 3-like. The record is from RefSeq and is a predicted model, not a curated record. The transcript is spliced from 9 exons. Gene Ontology annotation, biological process: ubiquitin-dependent protein catabolic process. Gene Ontology annotation, cellular component: COP9 signalosome. Bases 772 to 1341 code for a protein of 189 amino acids. Lineage: Eukaryota; Viridiplantae; Streptophyta; Magnoliopsida; Brassicales; Brassicaceae.
UGUCUUCUUACUUUCCCCGCCAAUUGCAUCUCAAUUCUCCCCUAAUUUGUCAAUCUAGGGCUCAACUCUCUCUCCAUGACUCACAAACUUCCUCCAAAAUCUUCCAAAUUCUUCGAAAUCUGAUUUCUGGAAACGCUAAUUUUUGAAUCCGCGACUUCGAUGAGCAAUCCAAGCAGUUCCGGAUGGGAUUCAAGUUCGAAUUUGACUCAGUUCGGGAUCGGCUUGGCCAAUAUAGUGCAGUCGGAUGUUGCUUCUCACUUGCCGCUCCCCUCGCUACCCAUAUUCUGCGGCUCGACUCAGCCUGGAGAGUUCAAGCUGUUCGAUGAGGCUGGCGAAGGUGUUAGCGGCAACAGGUCGUUGAAUCGCAGCGAGAUUCUCUCGCAGUCUAGGAGAAUCGCUAAUAUGCUUGAAGAAACUGACGUUUCUUACCUAUACGGUUUACAUUAAUCUCGCCUUACGCUCGCCUUUUCAACAUGGCGCGCGCCUUACGGAACCCACCCUCGCCUAGGAGGUACAUGGCGACAGAGCCAUUGCCUGAGUGCGCCUCGCGCAAAAGGCGAUCGCCAUUUUAAACACCGUGAAAAAUUUGUUACUCUUUGUAAGAGAUUCAAAGACAGAGUUUUGGAGCUUAAGGAUCCGAUAAGAGGGGUGGCGCCACUGGUGUCAGCUGUUCGCAAGGUUCAGGUCUCUGCUAAUUGUUUGACUGUAUUGCAUCCGGAUUGUCUUCAGCUAUGUCUCCAGGCCAAGUGCUACAAAGCUGGUUAUGAUGAAAUGAAUGGCAUUGGACUGAAGAGAUUCCAGAAGACAUCGGAGCUUCAUUACAAUCCUUACUACGAAGUGGGUAAUCAUUACAACGAUGGGAAGAUCAGUGAACUAGAGGCAGUGGUUGUGGCCCAGAGCUCAGAUCUUGAACAGGAUAAGGACACUGGAUUAGUGAAGCAAGCAGUGUCAUCCCUUUACAAGCGCAACAUACUGGGAUUGACUCACAAGUACUUGACCUUGUCGCUUCAAGAUAUUGUCAACAUGAUGGUCCAAACUGCUAAUGCUAAGGAGGCGGAAACGCAUGUGAUUCAGAUGAUACAGGAUGGUCAGAUACAUGCCCUUAUCAACCAGAAAGAUGGAGUGGUGAGAUUGUUGGAGGACCCUGAGCAGUACAAAACCAGUGAGAUGAUAGAGGUCAUGGUUUCUGUCAUCCAAAGGACAAUUGGGCUGUCGAAGAAUCUGCUAGCCAUGGAUGAGAGUUUGUCAUGUGAUCCUUUAUACUUGGGAAAGGUUGGAAGGGAAAGUCAAAGGUACCGCCUUUGUCUCUACCGUGUGAGGCUUAUUUUCAAGAUACCGUGAGUCAAUCUAGUGUUAGAGAAGAUCAGCUUGUGGUUUUAUUCCAGACCUGGGAUAUAUUGACGUUUGAGAUCUGGAUUUCCACUAAGAUUGGUGAUGACCCUAACGCCGUGUCCUGGAACAACAAGUUUUUCUUAUCGGCCAAUAUCAAACAACUCAUUCACCCUCAGUGGCAGUUUCCUGCAUCUGCGAGUUUCUUCAUUGACGAGGAGAAGAAAGUCGCCGUGGUUUUUGAUAAAGACACUGAUAUACGAAACCCCACUCGCGAAGUAGCUUACAUCAUUGGAGUAGAUGGAUCCUUGAAAGAAGCAGCAGAUGUCAGAGAAUGUGCAGACCGUCAUUGUGAUGCAUUUCUUUGCUCAUAUGUUCCAAGCUUAGUGCAACUUAAUUAAUUAGCUCCCCCACCUAUUUAUUUUACUUGUUUUGUUUCCUUCCUCAUCGAAAGACUUGUGUACUCAAUAAUACUCAUAUCUAUUUUUAAGUUCUUUUGUUUUUCAUCCUUGUUUA